AUGAAACCUGAUUUUGCUAACACUGACCAUUUUUCAACAGCUGGCGAGUCUUCCGAUGUCACAGCAUCUGCGUUUACAUCAGCGGCUACGGCUAUUUCUACACUAACACCUAUUACCACAUCUGCUAUAACUUCAACGCCUCUUCCCACAACAUUUAAUGUCGAAAAAACGUCUGCUCCAACGGCAGUAUCGGCCUCCACAACGAUUCCUACAACAAAAUCACAUGAUUCCACAUCUCCCACAACAAUGCAGGUUCCUACAAGUGCUUCCACGGAGUCUGCUUCAGAAACAAGAUUUUCUCUCGCAACCGCCCUUGGUUCUGCAACAUCUUCCUUCGUAACAACCCCUGCUCCCACAGCAAUCUUUACUCCAAGAACAAAGCCUACUUUCACAGUAACACCAGGACAUGCUCUCUUAACAACACCUACUUCUACACCAACAAUAUCUACUCCUACAACACCAGUUUCUAUAACAUCAGCUACUACAACACCUAUUCCCUCAACGACAACUGCUGUUCCCACAUCAACACCUGCUUCCACUUCUAUUCCCACAACACCUGCUUUCACAACAACCCCUGAUCAAACAACAACUUCUGUUCCCACAACAACAUAUGCUCCAACAACACCUGCUUCCACAACAACUGUUCUCACAACAACAUCUGCUCCCACAGCAACUUCUCUUCCAUCAACAACACCUGCUCCCCCAACUUCUAUUCCCACAAAACCUGCUCCCACGACAACUUCUGUUCCCCAAGCAACAUCUUUUCCCACAACAAUUUCUGUUCCCACAGUACGUGCUCCCACAACAGCCUAUACUCCCGAAACAACUUCUGUUCCCACAACACCUGCUUCUACAACAAUUGCUCGCACAAAAACUUCUGCUCCCACAACAGCCUCUGUUCCCACAUCUCCCAUAACUUCUUAUCCCACAACAACACCUGCUCCAACAACAACUGUUCCCACAAUAACCUCUGUUUCCAGAACAUAUGCUCCCACAACCACUCCUGCUCCCACAACGACCUCUGUUCCCGCAACAACAUUUGCUCCCACAACAACACCUGCUUCCACAAAGAAAUCUGUUCCCACAACAACAUAUGCUCCCACAACAUCUGUUCCCACAACAACAUAUGCUCCCACAACGACCUCUGUUCCCACAACAACACCUGCUUCCACGACUACCUCUGUCCCCACAUAUUUUGUUCCCUCAACAUAUGCUCCCACAGCGACCUCUGUUCCCACAACAACACCUGCUCCCACAACCUCUGUUCCCACAACACCUGCUUCCACAACUUCUGUUCCCACAACAACUCUUGCUCCCACAACUUCUGUUCCCACUACAACAUAUGCUCCAACAACUUCAGUUCCCACAACAUAUGCUCCCACAACGACCUCUGUUCCCACAACAACUCCUGCUACCACAACAACUCCUGCUCCCACAACUUCAGUUCCCACAACGACCUCUGUUCCCACAACAACUCAUGCUCCCACAACGACCUCUGUUCCCACAACUCCUGCUCCCACAACUUCAGUUCCCACAACACCUGCUUCCACAACUUAUGUUCCCACAACAACUCAUGCUCCCACAACGACCUCUGUUCCCACAACAACAAUAUGCUCCACAACUUCUGUUCCCACAAACAACUCUCCCACAAUCUCUGUUCCCACAACAACUGCUCCACAACUUUCUAUUCUCACAACAAACUGCUCCCACAACAACAACCUGCUCCCACAACUUCUUUCCCACAACACCUGCUUCCACAACUUAUGUUCCCACAACAACAUAUGCUCCCACAACAACUCAUGCUCCCACAACGACCUCUGUUCCCACAACAACAUAUGCUCCCACAACAACAUAUGCUCCCACAACUUCUAUUCCCACAACAACUCCUGCUCCUACAACUUCAGUUCCCACAACACCUGCUUCCACAACUUCUGUUCCCACAACUCCUGCUCCCACAACUUCUGUUCCCAUAACAACUGCUCCCACAACGACCUCUGUUCCCACAACUUCAGUUCCCACAACAUAUGCUCCCACAACUUAUGUUCCCACAACAACUCAUGCUCCCACAACGACCUCUGUUCCCACAACAACUCAUGCUCCCACAACUUCUGUUCCCAUAACAACUCCUGCUCCCACAACGACCUCUGUUCCCACAAACUAUCCCACAACUUCUGUUCCCAUAACAACACUGCUCCCCAACGACCUCUGUUCCCACAACAACUCCUCCCACAACUUCUGUUCCCACACACUGCUCCACAACGACCUCUGUUCCACAAAACUCCUGUUCCCACAACAAUAUGCUCCACAAACCUGUUCCCACAACAUAUGCUCCCACAACGACCUCUGUUCCCACAACAACUCCUGCUCCAACAACUUCUGUUCCCACAACAACUAUGCUCCCACAACAACGACCUCUGUUCCACAACAUAUGCUCCACGCUCUGUUCCCACAACUGCUCCACAACGACCUCUGUUCCCACAACUCUGUGCUCCCACAACAACCUAUGCUCCCACAACGACCUCUGUUCCCACAACAUAUGCUCCCACAACGACCUCUGUUCCCACAACAACUCCUGCUCCCACAACUUCUGUUCCCACAACAACCUAUGCUCCCACAACAACUCAUGCUCCCACAACGACCUCUGUUCCCACAACAUAUGCUCCCACAACGACCUCUGUUCCCACAACAUAUGCUCCCACAACGACCUCUGUUCCCACAACAACUCCUGCUCCCACAACGACCUCUGUUCCCACAACAACUCCUGCUCCCACAACAACUCAUGCUCCCACAACGACCUCUGUUCCCACAACAUAUCCUCCCACAACGACCUCUGUUCCCACAACAACACCUGCUUCUACAACAUAUUCUCCCACAACCUCUCCAGCUUUCACAACAACCUCUGUUCCCACAACAACUUCUAUUCCCUCAGCAACUUCUGUUCCCACAACCACAUAUAUUCCGGUAACAACGUCUGUUCCCACAUCAACUGUCCCUACAACUUUUGUUCUCACAACAUAUGCUCCAACAACAACUGUUCCCACAACAACAUAUGCUCCUACAACAACCUCUGUUUCCACAACACCUGUACCCACAAACGCAUAUACUCCCACAACAACAUCUGUUCCCACGACAACUUAUGCUCCCACAACAACAUAUGCUCCCACAAUAACUUCUGUUCCCACAACUUUUAACAUAUGCUCCACAACAUCUGUUCCCACAACCUCUGUUAACAAACAACACUUACAACAACACAACUUAUGCUCCCACAACAACCUCUGUUCCCACAACUUAUGCUCCCACAUCUGUUCCCAUAACAAUGUUCCCACAACAACUUAUGCUCCCCCAACCUCUGUUCCCACAACAACUUAUGCUCCCACAACAACAUAUGCUCCCACAACAACCUCUGUUCCCACAACAACUUAUGCUCCCACAACAUAUAUUCCUACAACACCAGCUCCCACAGCAACAUCUGCUCCCACGACAGCUAUUCCCACAACAACACCUUCUACCCCCACAACGGAAGGUGACCCCGAGCAAAACGGUCCCAGCGGAUCACAAUCAGCGGAAGAGCUGUUGGCGCAGUUCGCGGAGCUGCAGCAGGAACAGCUGGAAUUGCAGCAGCAGAUAGAGGCCCAAGAGUCCGUCAUCGCGGACGCUGUGACGAUGCUCCAACUCCUGCUGGCGAGUAUCCAGCAGCUGGCGGAGAAGGAGUCUUCGAGCAACUAAUCCCGCUAAGAGGAAUCAUUCACCGAUAUUGUUUUAUCUCCGUGAGAGAGCACGCAGGAACAUGACGUUCUGCAGUCCAUUCUGAGACUUCAAGCAAGCCGUUCUUCUGAAAUACACGCGCACGAUUGCAGCUGUAAUAACCAUUGAUAAAGAAAUUU
Messenger RNA from Penaeus vannamei (Pacific white shrimp), 3884 nucleotides. The record is from RefSeq and is a predicted model, not a curated record. NCBI's taxonomy places the organism in Eukaryota, Metazoa, Arthropoda, Malacostraca, Decapoda, Penaeidae.